AAUUUACGCUACUUUAUAGUGACGAAAAUUAAUAAAUUUUCCUUGAAAAUCUUAUUGGAAACUUCAUUUGUCCUCAGUCAUCAAAUCAGGUGCGUUGAGUAAUGUUACGUCGACAAUAAACACGUCAAUCAACCUUUAUGGAGACUAUAAACCAUCCAUUUUUGUACACUUGGUCAACUGCACAAAUGACGAACCAGGCGUCACCGGUUGAGGAGCAGGAGAAACUCCUGGACGAAGCUUUGAAUGUAGUCAAAGUGCAGGCAUUUCAAAUGAAGAGAUGUCUGGACAAGUCCAAGUUGAUGGAUGCCUUGAAGCAUGCGUCCACUAUGCUGGGCGAGUUGAGGACUUCACUGCUGUCUCCUAAAAGCUAUUAUGAGCUUUACAUGGCAAUAACAGAUGAGCUCCGUCACCUAGAGCUGUAUCUCCUUGAGGAGUUCCAGAAAGGUCGCAAAGUGGCCGACCUGUAUGAACUGGUGCAGUACGCUGGGAACAUCGUGCCGCGGCUGUAUCUACUCAUCACCGUUGGCUUAGUGUACAUCAAGACUAACUCUAAUUUGAGACGGGAUUUGCUUAAGGACCUGGUAGAGAUGUGCAGAGGAGUCCAGCACCCUCUCCGAGGUCUCUUCCUGAGGAACUACCUGCUGCAAUGCACCAGGAAUGUCCUACCUGAUACCUCUGAAGCACAGAACGAGAAUGAAGGCGUGGUAAAAGAUGCGAUCGACUUCGUGCUGAUGAACUUUGCCGAGAUGAACAAACUGUGGGUCAGAAUGCAGCAUCAAGGACACUCCAGGGACAAGGAGCGUCGUGAACGUGAAAGAUCAGAGCUCCGUAUCCUGGUUGGCACGAACCUGGUCCGUCUCUCCCAGCUGGAGUCUGUGACAGUGGAGGACUAUGGCAGACUGGUGCUGCCUGGGAUCCUGGAACAGGUCGUCAGCUGCAGGGAUGCCAUCGCCCAGGAGUAUCUCAUGGAGUGUAUUAUACAGGUAUUCCCCGACGAGUUCCACCUGGCGAACCUGCAGCCGUUCCUCAAGUCGUGCGCGGAGCUGCAGCCCGGAGUCAACAUCAAGAACAUCAUCAUCGCACUCAUUGAGAGACUCGCUACUUAUAGCCAGAGAAACGAAGGCAAUAUAAACUUGAGCGUGGUUCUAGAAGAUGGGAAAGAACAAGAGGUUCAACUCUUUGAGGUGUUCUCUGACCAAGUGGCUGCUAUUACACAGAGUCGCACAGACAUGCCCCCCGAAGACAUGUUGUCCCUUCAGUUGGCACUACUGAAGCUGGCCCAGAGGUGCCACCCUGACAAACUCAACUACGUCGACCGAGUACUCGCACAUACGGACAAGAUUUGCGCCGAUAUACAUCAAGCUAGCGGCAAAACCCACUUAGAACACAACACGGCAGUCUUCAAAGAACUGAUGAAGAUCCUCAAGCUGCCAGCAGACCAUUACAAGAACAUUCUGACGCUGAUCAAGCUGCAGAACUACUCACCGUUGAUCAGACACCUGAACCACCCCGGACGGAUCAUGAUAGCGGUGCAUUUGAUCAAUGAUGUGCUGGAAACUGACUGUCUGAUAUCUACUCCGGAGGAUGUGGAGUCAGUGCUAUCGAUGUUAGACGUGCUAGUGAAGGACCAGCCAGACCAGCCCACCGCCGAGCCUGACGUCGAGGACUUCAUGGAGGAGCAGGGGCUACUGGCCAGACUGAUCCACCACUUCAAAUCCGACUCAGCGGACCGCCAGUACCUGAUACUGUCGGCGGCGCGCAAGGCCUUACAGGCGGGCGGCGCCGCGCGCAUACAGCAUACCUUCCCACCCAUCGUGUUCCACGCCUACAGGCUCGCGCAUACUUACAAGCAGCUCAGGGAGACGGACGACAUGUGGGAGAAAAAGUGUCAGAAGAUAUUCCAGUUCUGCCACCAGACUAUCACCAUGCUGGUCAAGGCUGAACUAGCUGAACUGCCACUCAGGUUAUACCUCCAAGGCGCGCUGGCUAUAAGCGAGAUCGGGUUCGCGAACCACGAGACGAUAGCGUACGAGUUCCUGUCGCAAGCGUUCUCGCUGUACGAGGACGAGAUCUCGGACAGCAAGGCGCAGCUCGCCGCCAUCACGCUCAUCAUUGCCACUUUUGAGCAAAUUAAUUGUUUCGGCGCGGAGAACGCGGAGCCGAUGCGUACGCAGUGCGCGCUGGCGGCCAGCAAACUGCUGAAGAAGCCCGACCAGUCCCGCGCCGUCGCACUCUGCGCGCAUCUCUUCUGGAAGGCGCCCAAGGAUGGGAAGCAGUGGGCGCUGAACGACGCGUCCCGCGCGCUGGACUGCGUGAAGAAGGCGGCGCGCGUGGCGCAGCAGUGCAUGGACGGCGGCGUGCAGGCGCAGCUGCUGGCAGAGCUGCUCGGCCGGUACGCGCUGCUCCGCGAGAGGGGGAACCAGAUGCUCACCACCACGCUUAUUGAUGCCGUGAUCCAAAAGAUUCGCGAGGAACUAGCGAACCUGGACCAGUCGGAGGAAGUGGAACAGAUCACGAAGCACUUCCACAACACGCUGCAGCACCUCAAGAACCGCAUGGAGUGCCCCGACCCUGACGGGCUGGGGUAUGAGGGACUCACGCUGUCCUAACUUGUAUAGUAGCUGGUGAUUGACGGCCGAAAUUAGUGAAUACAGUAUUCCCUUAGUACGAGUUGGUUUACGUUUAAAGUAAUCGAAACGAGAGCGCGUUCAUCUCUCAUUGGCUGAUACAUUCAGAGCGCCGAACGCGCUCUCGUUCAACGUAAAGCAAACUCGUACUAAGGCUACAGUAUUACCUUAGUUCAAGUUUGCGUUAUGUUCAAGGUGAGAGUGGGUUCGGCGCUCUGAUUGUUUGGUUCAUUUGCAUUAGCCAAUCACAGCGCUGAAUGCGGUCUGAUUGAGAUGAGAGUGGGUAUGGCGCUCUGAUUGGUUGGUACAUUCGUAUCGGGCAAUCACAAUGCUGAACGCGCUGUCGUUUAGUUCUCGGUGAACGUAAAGCAAAUUCGUACUAAGGAUGAAUUGAAUUCAAAUGUAUUGAAUUAAAAACCUAGGUCGAUCCAGGUUAUUUCGGCCGUUUAACUAAUAUAUGUUUGCAAGCAUUUUUUGUGAUAUUUGUGUCGUAUCGAAUUCUUAAGUCUUUGACUGCCAAUAGAAAACUGUUGAAGGCAAAUCCUCCGCUAACGUAGGUCACCGGUGACCACCACGGCGUUCAAUGUGUUAAAGGAAAAAGUAAAGUUAAAAAUCACAAAAUUACUCUUGCAUUAACGUUGUAAUAUUAGAAAAAUAUAGUUAAGUUUUAAAAUGAGUAUCGGCACUAUUGCACUUGUCGAUAAAUUGUUAAGAAAUGUUAGUGAAACGUGACCAUGUUGAAAAAACAACAAUAUUUGUAAAUUACUGCAAUAAUUGGCAAAAUUGCCACUCAUUUUGGCAAUUUACUGCAUUUGUUAGUGAAAAAUUACUAUAAAUGUUAAUAAAAUUACCAACUUUGGGAAAUCGCUGAAUAAAUCAGAUUCAAUUCAAAAUUACGGUUUAUGUUACGUGUUAAUGUUAAUUAAAAAUCACGGUUUACUCACGUACAUUAAUGGAGAAAAGCUCUACUAGUUUCGAGUCACAGAGAGACUCUUCAUCAUGCGUGCGCAGAUGCAGCGACGUCGCGUAGCCUACUCGUCAGUAGGCUUUUCUCCAUUAAUGUACGUGAGUAAAUCGUGAUUUUUAGUUAAUUUAGUAUGUCUCACGAUAGUUAGUAUAAAAAAAUCUUAAGAAAAAAAAAAUCGUGCUAUUUCCAUAUGUGUUAAAACAUUACUGAUUACAACAUCAACAGACUUAUAUAAUAUUGUUAGAAUGUCGGAAUGUUUGUCAACUGCCUACAUUCCUUUGAUGAUUAUUAAUAAUUAUUAUUAUAAAUAUCUUUGUUUUAAUCUCACAUUGUAAUAAUAAGUGUAAAUAGAAGAUAAAGUUUAUUACUUUAAUUAAUUAAUCUAUUUUGUAAGUUAUAUGUAUGUUUUAUGGCAGUUUUAUAGAAGCAAUAUAAUAUGUGUUAUUUUUA
Molecule: messenger RNA, 4044 nt
Organism: Spodoptera frugiperda (fall armyworm)
Lineage: Eukaryota; Metazoa; Arthropoda; Insecta; Lepidoptera; Noctuidae
Gene: Vps35
Product: vacuolar protein sorting-associated protein 35
Exons: 18
Coding region: 138-2609 (823 amino acids)
Biological process (GO): retrograde transport, endosome to Golgi; intracellular protein transport
Cellular component (GO): late endosome; retromer complex; retromer, cargo-selective complex
Source: RefSeq, a predicted model, not a curated record